Rangifer tarandus platyrhynchus (Svalbard reindeer) is the source of this 560-nucleotide messenger RNA. The record is from the annotation of a GenBank genome assembly. Lineage: Eukaryota; Metazoa; Chordata; Mammalia; Artiodactyla; Cervidae.
ACCUUGUCACCCAGUUUCCGAGGGAAAGGGAAGGGCGCGUUUAUUCAUGCCAGCGGAGGUCGCCCAAUGGUGACGAGAGCCUCCGUCUGAGACCCACCGAUCUCUCCCCCACUGCGGGCCAAGGCCGAGGCUGGAGGGUCUUCCCCGGGAGGCUAGUUUGGCUGCACUGGCCAGCCAGGAACCACAGCGCGCAGACCCGGCCUACCUCGCCAGCCCCGCUGGCAGUCUGUUACACCAGCUGCUGUGGGGGGCUGAAGCCCUUCCCCUCCAGCAGCGGCCUGGGUUGGUUCGGCCGGCGCCUGCCUUCGGAGGUGACCUCUCCGGAACGGCCCUUGGAGCCCGGCUUGUCCUCUCGGCAUUCGGGCCGAGGUUCCCAGCCCCCUGGCCUUGGUCGCAGCCGGUCGGCGGCCCCGGGGCAGGCUGGGAAAUUCCCAGCCGCGCGGUGCACCCCGGGAGGCGCCGAGGUGAUGCGCCCUGAAGGAGAGCGAGGCCGAGCGCCACAGCGACGUAUCCUAGUCCCAAAGCAGCCGGGCAUCCAGCGUGAACCCCCACAUCAUUAA